AUGUUGGUACCGCUGAUCAUAACGUCGGUGGCAGCCGGUCUGCUUUCCGUCACCUCGUAUUUUCCGCACAAGAACCAUCUCAGGCUUCACGGUGACACCAUCGACCCAUCUUCGCUAGCCACGGAUUACCUGCUCAACCUCCAACACUGCCAGCCCGUCUCGACGCGCUUGCCCAAUGAGGCAGCCGGACCUGUGGAGCCGUCGUUCUGCGAAGACGUCGUGCUGGAUCGUCGCACAGGUAUGGCCUACCUCAGCUGUGAUCCUACACGACUCACGUGGGAUGCUCGUGCAGGCAUCUACGAGGACGGUGGGGACAAGCUCGCUUCCGAGCAAGGCACCCCAGGCAUCUGGGCCUGGGACACCAAUCGACGUAGUUUGGCUCGAAAACUCUACAUCUCGACGCCCCCUCCCGAGUAUCCCUUCAAGGCACCCGCCGAUCUUUUGUCGACCUUCCAUCCACUUGGUAUCGCGGUUACAGCUUCCAAUCCUUACUUUGUCGAAGAGGUGGAUGAGGGCGUGGAAGCGCGGCCGGAACCGCCGGCGAACCUCGUCAUUGUCGCUAACAAGCCUUAUGCUGACCGUCCCGGCGUAAUCGACGUCUUUGUCCAUGAUUUGGACAAGAUCGGAAAAAAGGAUCACACAACGCUUCGAUGGAUCAAGCGUCUCGAGGGAGACGACCUGACCGGUACCCACGUCGAUUCAGACAUACCGUUCAGACUGGACCCCUUCCGCAUCGCCAUCUUUGAAGAACAGUAUUCACAGCCAAUCGAACGAGACUAUCCCGAGCCUCAGCACGUCCAGGACAACCCAGACCAUCUGGCUGGAUUCCGAGACGAUGAUAUCGCAUCCAAGGCUGCCAGAUUAGUUCGAAUCCCCAGCUUUUUCGUCACGUCAUUGCCUGAUCGCAGUAAAUCAACAGCAUCGCUGGACUUGACUGAACGCAGUUCGCUGUUCUCUGCCAUGUGGCAACCGGUAGCAUCGUACCUGUUGCCUCAGUACUCGCUGACCAGCGACGUGCUCACACGCAAGCUUUUCCUGCACCACUCUUCGAUCAACAAGACGCUCUCGGUACGGCUUGACGGAAGCGAUCCGGACCAUUGGCAAGGUUUCCCCCCGCUGGUCAAAGCCUGGGGUGGUGGAGGCAAAGCUGCUGGCUCCAACUCGUCCGCCAUUGCGCUGUUCAUCCCAACUCUCACAGCCGACUCGGCCAGGGUGCAGGAGUGGGAGCAGCACUGGGUGCGAGGCAUCGCCGGAGGCAUUCGCGAUCACAGCGUGCUUCAGCAAGGGACAACUUCCGACGGUAGGCCAAACAACGUUCUUCAGAUCUUCAAGACCUAUACACCUUCGUUUGUCAACUUCUUCGCCAUAGAACACGAGACACCCGUGCGCGCACUAGCCAUCGACGAACAUGGUCGGAGUUGGACCGCGGGCAACCCCAACACACGAUCCGUUGAGAAGUGGAUCACAUCGCAGCGAGACGAGCGACGACGUCGACUCGGUCUGCCGACUUCUUCGCCAGCACUGUCCAGCUCCGAACGUCCACCUCGGCCAGCAGCCAGAAUCGACCAGACCACAUUUGUCUUCCGACACUUUGGCAGCGUUGUUGCGCAUCCUUGGGAGAAAGAGAAGCUCAAAUUGAAGCGGCAAAAGGGUGUCUUUUUGAGGAAAGAGUUCCACACGUUCAACGUGUACAAGAGUCCCGCUGAGACCAAAGCUGAGCUCGAGGCCAGGAGCGACGAGGAGCUGAAAAAGAGGGGAUUUUUGCCAACAAUACCGACAGGGCUAGCUGUUGAUAUUCACAAGAAGCUGCUGUACGUUACCGGAGCGUAUGAGGAACGUGGUAUUGCAGUCUGCGCUUUACCGAAGGAUUGGGUAGAGGCUUAA
Molecule: messenger RNA, 1884 nt
Organism: Mycosarcoma maydis (corn smut)
Lineage: Eukaryota; Fungi; Basidiomycota; Ustilaginomycetes; Ustilaginales
Exons: 1
Coding region: 1-1884 (627 amino acids)
Source: RefSeq, a predicted model, not a curated record